AGCAGUAGGGGGCAGUGUAAGGCCUCAAAUAUAGAGUCGCCAGCUAUACUAGCCACCAAAGAGAUAGUAACUCAUAAACAACACAGACGGAAGCAACGGGACUUGGAUUAACACCAUUCUCAUCUGAUACUGCUGCACAAAACAGUUACGCUGGAAUUUUCAGAGACAGACUCGGACAUGUCAUAUGUCUUCAUCAAUGACUCGUCGCAAUCCAGUGUACCAUUACUGCAGGCUUGCAUUGAUGGGGACUUGAGUUUUGCCAGGUGUCUGCUGGAGACCGGCUGCGACCCCAACAUCCGUGACCACCGGGGCCGCACGGGUCUACAUCUGGCUGCAGCGCGUGGGAAUGUGGAUAUCUGCCGCUUCCUGCACAAGUUUGGCGCAGACCUGCUGGCCACAGACUAUCAGGGCAACACUGCGUUGCACCUCUGUGGACAUGUGGACACCAUUCAGUUCCUGGUGUCCAAUGGUCUCAAAAUUGAUAUUUGUAAUCAUAAUGGGUCGACACCACUGGUGCUGGCAAAGAGGAGAGGGGUAAAUAAAGAUGCCAUACGGUUGCUGGAAGGGCUGGAAGAACAGGAGGUCAAGGGCUUCAACAGAGGAACCCACUCCAAACUGGAAGCCAUGCAGAUAGCUGAAAGUGAGAGUGCCAUGGAGAGCCAUUCACUGCUGAAUCCAAACCUGCAGAACAGCGAAGGUGUGCUGUCCAGCUUUCGCUCCACCUGGCAAGAGUUUGUGGAGGACCUGGGCUUCUGGAGGGUCCUGCUUCUGCUGGUGGUCAUCGCUAUUCUCUCUCUGGGCAUUGCUUACUAUGUCAGUGGUGUCCUGCCCUUUUCUGCUAGCCAGUUGGAAUUGGUUCACUGAGGUGGACACAAGAUUCUGUGGUACAGCUCAAGUGUAGUCCCUGGACCAAACGAGUCAAGCUUUGAACUGAAAGGAGGUUUGAGUUGACCAUACACACUGAAGGUUCCUCAUAGUACAAGAUUAGGUCUAAUCUGGAGUUUGGAAAUGAUCUUGUCUUUCUCAUAGGUGAGGUAGAGUGGAGCUGUCCACGUUGUGUGGCUGAGCAAUGAAGAAGAAUUGAAAGGUAUAGGUUCAGGUAUUUAUCGGGUGCAGAAUAUUUGUGAAGUUUCUUAAAUGUACACCAAGUUAUGUAAUCCUGUUUUAAUUUCUCACAGAUCUUCCCAUGUUCACUGAACACCUACAUGGCCAGUUGAUUGACCAGUAGGUGUAUUCAUUUGAAUAUCUCAAUGGUAAUGUAAACCGCAUUAGAUGACAGUGUUAUGUUAUAUUAGAUAGGGCAUGACGGUUUUCAUCCUUGUCUUAUCUUAUUUUCCCUCUUCAAUCACCCACCUGUUUUAUUUUAUUUUUUAUCUGUACUAUACUUAUGCUGGUAUUGAAUUAACACCUGUUUGCAUAUUCAGUAUUCAUAGAUUUUUUUGUUACAUAGAAUAUCUGUUUAAAUGUUCAAUAACAAAACAAUGUGGCCAGCAAGUAUUUCUUGUUUCUGCAGAGAUGUAGAGGAAAGUCAACAGUGACCACUCUGUGAGCAGUUUUAUUUUUAUGUAACUAUUUAAUGUCAAAGAGUUUCUUUCUGUUUAAUAUAAUAAUAAUAAUAUUUUCUCUCAUAUCAGAAAUGCGAAAGCACAUUGGUUGUGUUGCUCUCAGCAACAUUUUCCACAAUAUGAAGACAAAUAUGGCCUAUAUUAUUGCUCAUUGUCUAAAUUGCUAUUUGCCGUUACACAUAUAUGUCCAUAUAGCUUUUGUUCAAGUUUUCAUUUUUGGUAUAAUGCAAAUAAAUAUAUCACACAAAAUUA
Messenger RNA from Myxocyprinus asiaticus (Chinese sucker), 1817 nucleotides. It is a transcript of the gene ankrd46b, whose product is annotated as ankyrin repeat domain 46b. Lineage: Eukaryota; Metazoa; Chordata; Actinopteri; Cypriniformes; Catostomidae. The transcript has 4 exons. The coding region runs from base 178 to 864 and encodes 228 amino acids. Gene Ontology annotation, molecular function: protein binding. The record is from RefSeq and is a predicted model, not a curated record.